Molecule: messenger RNA, 335 nt
Organism: Trypanosoma cruzi
Lineage: Eukaryota; Euglenozoa; Kinetoplastea; Trypanosomatida; Trypanosomatidae
Product: mucin-associated surface protein (MASP), putative
Exons: 1
Source: RefSeq, a predicted model, not a curated record
AUGAUGCCGGCGCCACAAAGGGGAUAUCAGCAGGCAGUCAAGAGCAGCCGAUUUUAUCUUCUGGUGCGGAGGGAGCAUCGAAUAUAACAAAUCCCAACAGCACCCAAACAACUGGAGACGAUGAUCCAGCAGCUGAUGGUGCAGGGGCAGCAGAGGGAAAACAAAAUGAAAAUAAAGAUGCCAAUCCGAAGGAAACACCAUUCGAAGCCACAGCCACGAAAAAUACAACGUCGACGACUGGCGACAGUGACGGCAGCACCGCGGUCUCCCACACCACCUCCCCUCUUUUGCUUCUUGUUGCGUGUGCGGCUGCUGCUGCGGUGGUGGCCGCGUGA